Molecule: messenger RNA, 666 nt
Organism: Pediculus humanus corporis (human body louse)
Lineage: Eukaryota; Metazoa; Arthropoda; Insecta; Psocodea; Pediculidae
Product: Peroxiredoxin-6, putative
Exons: 5
Coding region: 1-666 (221 amino acids)
Biological process (GO): cellular oxidant detoxification; cell redox homeostasis
Cellular component (GO): mitochondrion; cytosol
Molecular function (GO): peroxiredoxin activity
Source: RefSeq, a predicted model, not a curated record
AUGGGAAUAAAUUUGGGGGAUGAAUUCCCUGAUUUUGAGGCUGACACAACCAAUGGUAAAAUAUCUUUUCACGAUUGGAUUAAUGAUUCAUGGUGCAUUUUUUUCUCUCAUCCUAACGAUUUCACGCCGGUAUGCACAACAGAGCUUGCCAGAGUAACUGAAUUAAUGCCUGAAUUCCAGGAAAGAAAAGUUAAAGUUAUAGCUCUGUCAUGUAAUUCAAUUGAAUCACAUGUUGAAUGGAUUAAAGACAUAUUAAGUUGCUCUAGUUUUUCAGAAGGUAAAUUUCCCUACCCCAUCAUAUCAGAUCCUAACAGGGAAUUAGCUGUUAAAUUAGGAAUGUUAGACCCUGAUGAAAAAGACAGUUCAGGUCUUCCAUUGACUUGCAGAGCAGUUUUUAUUAUUGAUCCCAAAAAGAAAUUAAGACUUUCCAUUCUUUAUCCAGCUACAACAGGACGCAAUUUCAAAGAAGUUUUAAGAGUGAUUGAUUCACUUAUGUUAACUGAUAAUAAUAAAGUUGCCACUCCUGUCGAUUGGAAGAAUGGAGAUGAUUGCAUGAUUCUUCCAUCGAUUCCUCAAAAAGAUGUAUCAAAAUUAUUUCCCAAAGGUUGUAAAAUAAUUCAAGUGCCUUCAAAAAAAGAAUACAUGCGAAUCACACCGCAGCCGUAG